AAAGCGAGUCUGGGGCCAUCCUGGUGGUCGAGUCUGUGUCCAGCUUGUGGUCGACGAGUCUGUCGCAUGUAAAAAUCUCUUGUCUGUGGUCCCUGUCGGAUGAUUUCAUGGAUCGUCCCUGUCGACGAGCACGUCUUAAUGGAGCAAACAAACACAUGACCUCUCCUUCCUCGUAGGACGUCGUUCUUAUCGUGCGCAUUAUCGUGCUAUGCAUUGCAAAUAUGUCUGGGUCUGGAAGCUUGUGGUGCUGGGUGACGUAUUAUCAGGAGGCCACAACUGCUGGCUCAGCAUGACAAGUUUCUGAGCUUUUAGGUGUUGCCUGAUCUGCAUGACAAACUGCUUUUCUGCAUGACAGAAAAAUGGGGCUCUAGGGUAAUGCGCAUGACAGAUUUAAGAGUCCUGCUCCUGCCAGACAAGCAUCACAAACAUGCACUCUUCCAGACCCAGACACUUUUACAUUUGAUACGUGCCCUUCAUCGUUCUCCCGACAGUACUUAGAGCUCUCGUUUUUGUUUCCGUUCGUCCACAGAUUACCACUCUACUACUCUGUCGUGCUUCUUUUAUUUCGUCGUGAUGUGUAUAAUUUGUGCGGUUUCUACUAUUCUCGUCAAUUAUACGAACAGUACUUAGUUCAACAUCUUCCCAAGCUGCAAUGGAAAGCAUUUAUCAGUCUUUUCGUUUUCCUCUGCUUGUUGUUGGCACGAACGUGGUGUGAUAGAUGCAGCAGUCUUUCGUUAUUUCUCAUCAAACUCAACAGGAAGGCGGUACGUACAGGAACUGCAGAGUAGUUAGUUUUUCCCUCGAAUAUUUUGAGCAUUAAAGAAAAAAGCUUAAGUCUCGUGCAGCUUCGGACCGCUUCGAGAAGACCAAAAUAGAAAUAGCAUUUGAUUGCUGUGUAGUUCUGCAAUACAAGUAUACUCAAGCAAGACGAAAAUGACGGAUCUGGCGGUCGAUUCCGUGGCCGGAGGUUCGACGUGCAAAGGAUCGGAGGCGAUGAGCUUGUACAUUGUUUUUUCAACUUGCUGGUGGAUAAAGUGCGCGACGUUUUUUACCUUAUUUCGCUACAAUAAAUAUCCGGUUUACUGCUGCGACACGAUAAUACUCGUUCUUACUGGUGCCUUGGAUGCAAACUGUUCAUCAAGAAGAUAUCUUCUUAGCAGUGCCACGCGGUCGUGAAUGACAGACAAUAAAAAUCGGAAAAAAAAUCUCCUGCAGGUUGGCCGCGAAGCAGCAGGAGUCGCAGCGUUUGGUGAAUGUCGAUGCGUACGGGACCAUGUCCUCUCCCGCUGACGCCAAGCAUAAACCGGCGAAAAAGACUCUGGCUGCCGGCAAGAUGGCCGGAGACUCCGACACUACCGCGAUCAAAACGUUAUUGCGUCAGCUUCUUUCUCGUGUCCUGCUCUUCGUCCUGGUGACCGCCACCGCCGGGUUGGGUUUGCGCGUUCUGUUGCUGGUGUCGGCCGGUGAACGGGUCGGUUCUUGGGCGGCGUUCUUUCGUCCGUUGGGUGCGGGCCACGAGGCUGGUGUCGCGAACGGAGCGAGUGGGGUGUCAUCCUUCUCGCAAGUGGGCGCAGGCAGUGUUGUGAAGCCGAAUAUAAUUCUUGAUGAGGAGCCCUGCAUGCAUCAGGGAACCAAAGAAGCGUGCGAAUCCUAUAUGUCCAUGUACAAACGCCCGUGCACUUGGUUUUCGUCGGAGCCGGGGUUCCGUCAUUCGCAUAACCGGUGGGAGCAGUCGCAUUGUUUUCCGGUAGAAGCAGCUGCCAAUGCCCGUGCUUUCGCCAUGGCGGACGAAGAUGCAAAGUGGGAGAAAAGUCAGAAGGAAAAAAUGUACCAUCACGUGGAGCGUUUGCCUGCUCCUCGUCCGCGACAAACCAGGACCGCGAAAGACCAGGACCUCGACGUACAAGCACCUCCGCGAUCCGACUGCGCGAAGUACGGCCCCGACCCGGGUUAUGGAAGCGUCAGGAUUGAAAUCCUCAAAGUUGAAAUAAUUUCUCAUGCAGAAAUUGCAAGGCAUGAAGUGCCUCUCUUGCAGGGAUUGCAAAUGAGGCCGAUUGUAAGCCUGUUUCGGGUUUGGAAUAGAGCUGCUAAAGUAGCAUGACAAAAGGCGCCUUCUGACCCUAAACAGCAUGACAAACUGGCUUUAGACGGUGCCGAAAUUUGUCAUGCGCCGCUGGGAAAUUGGGCUUCCAGCUGGUAUCGAUUUUAUGCAUUACAAAUAAUUUCAACUUUGACGAUUUCAAUCCUGACACUCCCAUACGGGUCGUGGGGCUGAUGGCUGCCCGGGAAAUGAUGACGGUCGGUGCACGCAGGACGACUGUCGUCAGCAGCAAGGCUGCGUGAGUCCGUACGCAGGGAGGUGCACGGCCGCUGAUGGGACCAAUGUACCGUGCGAGUGGCAUUGUGUGGCUGAAAAUCCAUUCCCCGGCUUAGUUGAUGAUGCUUUAGAAGUUUUUGAUGUUUAGAAAACGUUUUUGAUGUGCAGCCAUCUAUGAACUUUUUGAUGACGAUAGUGCAGCCAGGGAGGAGCGGAACAACCACUACUUCCACGUACUCUAGUAGCGUUCUAUACGUGUAGUUCGGCACCACGAGUCAUCAAAUGCAAAUCAACAAGAACACCAAGUGGUGCGAACAGGUGGAAAUAAAGCCAACAACUCGGACAUUAUUUUUCCCCUUCAAAUAGAAAAAGUCGAAAGCACUGCUCUCGUCCACCACAGUACCACUACAGGUAAAGAGAACAGUGGACAGACGAGGAUUGAAGGAUGUGAUGACGUACCUGCAGGACGAACAUCCUUCUGUCUAAUAUAAUCGAGUUCGCAUGAAUGUGAAUCCUGCUUGUCGGUAAAAAAGUCGCGAGAACUCAG
Messenger RNA from Amoebophrya sp. A120, 2864 nucleotides. Lineage: Eukaryota; Dinophyceae; Syndiniales; Amoebophryaceae. The record is from the annotation of a GenBank genome assembly.